AUGACAGGCAGAUACACUGAGGAGAUUGCGAGGAAGAAGCAGGUUGCGGAAGCUCAGCUCAAAUAUGGCAGAGGCAAAGCGGUGCAAACUCGCAAUAUCCGAGACAAGAAACUGCGGUCGAACCUCCGAGCGCUCGAGAAGAAGUACCGCGACGCUGCGGUCCGAGCGAAAGAUGCCGAAAUUCUCUUGGAGAACAACUCGGGGGUCCUGGAACCCGAAACCGAAUUGGAGAGGACGUACAAAGUCCGCCAGGAUGACAUUCGAGAGAGUGUUGCAGAAGAAACGGCACGAAAGGGAUUUGAACUCCGGUUAGAAGAACUUGGCCCGUACAAGGCCGAGUACACAAGAAAUGGCAGGCAUCUAUUACUUGCUGGGCGCAAAGGGCAUAUUGCGACCAUGGACUGGAGAGACGGAAAGCUAGGCUGUGAACUGCAUCUCAAUGAGACAGUGAGGGAUGCUAAAUGGCUGCAUAACAAUCAGUUCUUUGCAGUGGCGCAAAAGAAAUACGUCCACAUCUACGAUUCGGCUGGUGUGGAGCUGCAUAAACUGCAGAAACAUAUCGAAGUGACGAAUAUGGAGUUUCUACCCUACCAUUUCUUGCUAGCGACAAUAGGAAAUGCAGGAUACCUCAAAUAUCAGGACACAUCAACCGGCCAACUUGUCGCCGAGCACGCCACGAAGCAAGGCUCACCUACCGCCUUUGCGCAAAACCCUCACAAUGCGGUCAUACAUGUCGGACACCAGAACGGGCAGGUCAGUCUCUGGUCCCCGAACUCCAGCACACCUCUCGUGAAGCUUUUGGCGCAUCGUGGUCCUGUACGGGAUAUGGCUAUUGAUCGGGAAGGGCGAUACAUGGUGUCGACAGGGCAGGACAUGCGCAUGGCGGUCUGGGACAUCCGGACGAUGAAAGAAGUGAACAACUACUUCCUGCGGCAGCCUGGUUCAAGCGUUGCGAUUAGUGACAGAGGGUCGACGGCAGUUGGGUGGGGCACACAGACGACGGUGUGGAAUGGGCUGUUCAACAAACAUGUCAAGGACCAGGUUAAGGUGCAGAGUCCUUACAUGCACUGGGGAGGCGAUGGUUACCACAUCGAACGUGUGCAGUGGUGUCCAUUUGAGGAUAUACUAGGCGUGAGCCACAACAAGGGGUUCGCUAGUAUCCUCGUCCCCGGCGCCGGUGAGCCGAACUUCGACGCGUUGGAGGCGAACCCGUACGAAACCACGAAGCAGCGGCAAGAAGGCGAGGUGAAGUCCUUGCUCAACAAGCUCCAGCCCGGCAUGAUCUCUCUGGACCCGAAUUUCAUCGGGAACUUGGAUCUGGCGUCGCACGAGACGAGGAAGCAGGAAGCCGACCUCGAUCGGAGAGAGGGAGACGCGGUGGAAAAGAUGAAGAAUAGAGGGAGAGGGAGGAACAGCGCCUUGAGGAAAUUCUUAAGGAAGAGCGGGAACAAGAACGUCAUCGAUGAGAAGAGGGUGAGGGUUGAGGCGGCGUUCAAGGCACAGAGCAAAAAGGAAAUGGAGAGGGUGAAGAGACAGCAAGAGGAAUAUGGGCCGGCUCUCGCCAGGUUUGCACGAAAGGAAGGUUGAGAACCUGUCGAGAUUGCGGUUCUUCAUUUUUAAAAGGCUUGGUUCUCGUCCAAGUCGUCAUGGGGAUGUCCGAAUCAGCGGCAAGUAAAACAUGGUUUUCAAACG
This is a messenger RNA of Eremomyces bilateralis CBS 781.70, 1692 nucleotides long. RefSeq names its product BING4CT-domain-containing protein. The coding region runs from base 1 to 1587 and encodes 528 amino acids. NCBI's taxonomy places the organism in Eukaryota, Fungi, Ascomycota, Dothideomycetes, Eremomycetales, Eremomycetaceae. Gene Ontology annotation, biological process: maturation of SSU-rRNA from tricistronic rRNA transcript (SSU-rRNA, 5.8S rRNA, LSU-rRNA). The transcript has 3 exons. Gene Ontology annotation, cellular component: nucleolus; 90S preribosome; small-subunit processome. The record is from RefSeq and is a predicted model, not a curated record. Gene Ontology annotation, molecular function: protein binding.